CCUCUCCCACAUGCACCUUCUCUCUCUCUCUCUCUCUCACUCUUCUCAAUAUUUCACAACAUUUAACAUCAUGGCAAAAGGUGGAAAACUAAUGAGGCUCAAGUCAGUGCUGAAGAAGUGGAACUCAUUCGGCAACGCCGCCAAGAGCAGCCGCCACAGCACCAGCGCCGUCGCCGACGACGAUUCCUCCUCCAGAUCGGACCUCCACGCCGUCUACGUCGGCAAGUCCCGCCGCCUCUACCGCCUCUCCUCCGACGUCCUCGACCACCCCGUCUUCCGGGAACUCGUCGAGAGGUCCCGCGACUCCGACCAGGAUCAACAACAACACGACCAACACAACGACACCAUCAAUGUCGCAUGCGAGGUUGUCCUCUUCGAACACUUGCUUUGGAUGCUCGAAAACGCCGACCCACAACCCGAGUCUCUCAACGAACUCGUCGACUUCUAUGCUUACUAGCCCAUCAUCAUCAUGCAAUGUUCAAAAAAAAAAAACACACACGUAUAUUAUAUUGUCCCUAUAUUUAUACAUAUAUUUAAUUAGUUGUAAUAAUUAACUAACAUUCAUCCACGUACAAGUUUAAUUUUCAUGUUGUGAUGAUUAGUAAAUAUUGGAUGUUGAGUUGGUUGAGUUGAUGGAUGGAGCGUUGGAGGCUCCAAUCAAUGUAAUGAAAGGGAAAUUGUACGCAAUGUAAGUGGUUGUUGAUUUCUAGCUACUUGAAGGGAAAAUCAAAAUGUAUUGUUUUACCUUCGAAACGAA
Cajanus cajan (pigeon pea) is the source of this 757-nucleotide messenger RNA. Its product is annotated as auxin-responsive protein SAUR78. Gene Ontology annotation, biological process: response to auxin. The record is from RefSeq and is a predicted model, not a curated record. Lineage: Eukaryota; Viridiplantae; Streptophyta; Magnoliopsida; Fabales; Fabaceae.